Messenger RNA from Balaenoptera ricei (Rice's whale), 4807 nucleotides. RefSeq names its product zinc finger protein 710 (gene ZNF710). Lineage: Eukaryota; Metazoa; Chordata; Mammalia; Artiodactyla; Balaenopteridae. The coding region runs from base 180 to 2279 and encodes 699 amino acids. The transcript is spliced from 7 exons. The record is from RefSeq and is a predicted model, not a curated record.
AGCCCGGGCGGUGGGCAGCCAGGAGCCCCCGGCCCCGGCCCGCCACGGGCCCCAGCGCAGGAGCCGCGCCCGGACCCAGGGUGUGCGGAGAGGGACUUUGAACCUUGGGGGUCACCCAGCCAACUUUGAAGCUGCUCUUUCAGUCCUGCCUUUGUACACGUGCUCACCUGGUUGCCUGUAUGCCCAUGGAGGCAGAUGCAGUGAGUUGCAGUGGGAGCAGAGGUUCACUCUUCUCCUCAGAGCGGAUUACCGGCGAUGCCCUCCUAGCCAGCCGCCACGGGAUGGAGGGCUUCAUGGACUCAGGGACACAGACGGAUGCCGUGGUGGUGCUGUCCUUGGCUCAGGCCGCCGUGCUGGGCCUGGUCUCAGAAAAUGAGCUCUUUGGAGCCACCAUAAGCGCCGAAGCCUUCUACCCGGACCUGGGGCCGGAGCUGUCCGGGGCGGCCAUAGGGGAGUCCCGGGCCCCGGGCUCCGAUGUCUACCAGCUGGCCUGCAACGGGCGGGCCCUGGAGGAGCCGGCAGAGGAGGAGGUGCUGGAGGUGGAGGCAGCCUUCGAGAAGCACACCCGGCGGAAGACGCGGCCGCCCGUGCGGCUGGUGCCCAAGGUCAAGUUUGAGAAGGUGGAGGAGGAGGAGGAGCAGGAGGUCUACGAGGUGUCCGUGCCCGGCGACGACAAGGAUGCGGGCCCAGCGGAGGCCCCCACCGAGGUGGCCAGUGGCGGCUGCGAGGCCCUGGUGCAGAGCAGCGCCGUCAAGAUGAUCGACCUCAGCGUCUUCAGCCGCAAGCCCCGGACACUGCGGCACCUGCCCCGAACCCCGCGGCCAGAGCUGGACGUAGCCCCCUUCGACCCCCACUUCCCCGACCCGGCCCGGGACGGCUUCCCCGAGCCCAGCAUGGCGCUGCCCGGGCCGGAGGCCCUGCCCACGGAGUGUGGCUUCGAGCCGCCGCACCUGGCCCCCCUGAGCGACCCUGAGGCCCCCACCAUGGAGUCCCCGGAGCCCGUGAAGCCAGAACAGGGCUUCGUGUGGCAGGAGGCAGGCGAGUUUGAGGCCGACGCAGCCGGCUCAACGGUGGAACGCCACAAGAAGGCCCAGCUGGACCGGCUGGACAUCAACGUGCAGAUCGACGACUCGUACCUGGUGGAGGCAGGCGACCGUCAGAAGCGCUGGCAGUGCCGCAUGUGCGAGAAGUCCUACACAUCCAAGUACAACCUGGUGACGCACAUCCUGGGCCACAACGGCAUCAAGCCGCACUCGUGCCCGCACUGCAGCAAGCUCUUCAAGCAGCCCAGCCACUUGCAGACACACCUGCUGACGCACCAGGGCACCCGGCCACACAAGUGCCAGGUGUGCCAGAAAGCCUUCACGCAGACCAGCCACCUCAAGCGCCACAUGCUGCUGCACUCGGAGGUCAAGCCCUAUAGCUGCCACUUCUGCGGCCGCGGCUUCGCCUACCCCAGCGAGCUCAAGGCCCACGAGGUGAAGCACGAGAGCGGCCGCUGCCACGUCUGCGUCGAGUGCGGCCUGGACUUCUCCACCCUGACCCAGCUCAAGCGCCACCUGGCCUCCCAUCAGGGCCCCACCCUCUACCAGUGCCUCGAGUGUGACAAGUCCUUCCACUACCGCAGCCAGCUGCAGAACCACAUGCUCAAGCACCAGAACGUGCGGCCCUUCGUGUGCACCGAGUGCGGCAUGGAGUUCAGCCAGAUCCACCACCUCAAGCAACACUCGCUCACCCACAAGGGUGUGAAGGAGUUCAAGUGCGAGGUGUGUGGCCGGGAGUUCACCCUGCAGGCAAACAUGAAGCGGCACAUGCUGAUCCAUACCAGCGUUCGGCCCUACCAGUGCCACAUCUGCUUCAAGACCUUCGUGCAGAAGCAGACCCUCAAGACCCACAUGAUUGUACACUCGCCCGUGAAGCCAUUCAAAUGCAAGGUGUGCGGGAAGUCCUUCAACCGCAUGUACAACCUGCUGGGCCACAUGCACCUGCACGCGGGCAGCAAGCCCUUCAAGUGCCCCUACUGCUCCAGCAAGUUUAACCUCAAGGGCAACCUGAGCCGGCACAUGAAGGUCAAGCACGGCGUCAUGGACAUCGGCCUGGACAGCCAAGACCCCAUGAUGGAGCUGACGGGCACCGACCCCUCCGAGCUUGACAGCCAGCAGGAGAUCGAGGACUUCGAGGAGAACGCCUACGCCUACGCCGGUGUGGACAGCAGCGCCGAGGCCAGCGUCCUCACCGAACAGGCCAUGAAAGAGAUGGCCUACUACAACGUGCUAUAGCACAGGCCGGGCCACCCAGGACGGGGCAAGGAGGGCGUGGGGUGUGGGGGGAGACCCAUGUGCUGCAGGCUGCACCUCCUGCAGCUGAAAAACAAGCUACUGCCCCACCGUCCUGAGCCCUCCCUCCCACUCAGUCGUUUGCACCACUAGGGACUUGUAGACCAAAUGGAGACUGUACUACUGGCCUCAGCUGUGAACCAGGCACAGGCCCCAGGCAUCCUAGGGAAGGAAGGGUAACACGGGAGGCCCAGGUCCGGGUCUCCUUGGCCUGCUGCUGUGGGAGAAAUGCAGAUGGGGGCCGUCUGGGGACAGGUCACAAGGGCGUAGGUUCUCAAGUCUCUCCAGGCCCAGCAGAGCUGGGGCGGCCCGUGUGGGCAGGGCCAUCCUGAUGGCUCCUCGGGGGUCCUGUCACUGGAGGGAGAUCUCUUGAGCCAUGUCUUGUUUCUCCUCUGGACCCUCUCUGCCUCUAGGGAUGUUUGAGCUCCUGUGCUGGUCAGCCUUGCCCCCCACCCUUACCGCCCACCGGCCCCUGGGCUACAAAAAGCCCAGGCCCAGAGCCCCUUCCCCCACCCUGUCCAUGGACAGCCAGACAGGGCCCUCUGCCUUCUACCUCCUGGUGCCUCCCGCUCUCUCCUCCAGCCAGGCGUGCAUGCAGCCUGGUCCUGGCCUUAGGAAAGCGGGGUGUAGCCCAACCCCCAGCUACCGUCCUCUCCAGCCGACCCCCAGAAGGCUCCCAUCUUACAGCCCUGUUUGGAAGUGGGCGUCCCUAAAGUGGAUUUCAGCAAACUUAUCCAGUUCUGUCUCGAAGUGGGGCACCACACCAGGGUCCCCCGACAAAGCCAGGACAUGCCUUGCGUCAGACACACACUAACAAAGACAGAUGGAGGCCCCUUGAGCGAGGGGACCGGUGACGGGGUCGUUGGGGACCAAGAGGGGCUGUCCUCAAGGAGGCCAAGGGUGGCCUAUGUAGGGGUGGGGACCUGGCGUUUUCCUCUUAUUUAAGGUCUAAUAAGUAUCCAUUUUGAGGAUGGGGACAGCCAAGAGUCAGCAGGGUCCCAGGAAGAGCAACAUAUUUAGAAAGGAAAAAUGAAGACCAUAGAGGGAAAAAAAUGUUUUUUUGAGCAAAGGGGGGUAUUUUGAAGGUAAUUUAUUUUUCUCCUUUCCAACUCUGUGUCACCUAUUAUCUUUUCUGACGGAGAUCAUUUUCUUUUUGCCAGCAGAAGCUUUCUUGUGUGCUGUGCGUGCUUUGUGCCUCCCCAACCAAGAGCAGCGUGGCCUGCCCUGGCGGGACUCAGGCUCGGAGGGGACUGUCGGUCUGGCCCUGGGGCUUCAGCUGCUGGCAGGGAGCCUCCGGAGGCCAAGGCGUCCACCCUCUCCCGGCCCCUCCGGCUAGUGACUUGCUCUGCACCACCCAGAGCAGUGGCCCGGGCUGCCGCCCCUGCUCAGCCCAUGGUUCGCUCGCUCGCCAGCCCGCUCUCAUCUCCUCGGUCCCCGCGCCAGCUCCUACCCCGGAACUGAAGACUGCAGGCCCAGGGCGGUGAAAGAGCCCAUUCAGGAACGCUAGGGCACCCAUACUCCCACCCACUCGCCCCCUGCGGCCUCCGUGGAGGGGAGCAGGCAAGGCCAUUCACAAAGGCACAGGAGGUGAAGCCACCAGCUUCAGCCCAGAAACCAGGAAGCGGGGAGCGGCUGGGGAGGGAGGCGCCCCCAAGGCUGUAUCCUUAGUGAAGGACCAAGCCAGGCCUCAGGGUGGCUCAGAUCAGGACGGAGGGGAGGACAAGGUAGCUUCGGGAUCAGGCAGCCAGGUGCCCCUUCCUUCUCUGCUAGAGUUCAUGCUAAGCAGCAAAUAAGAGGGCUGGGGCUCACGGGAGCCUCGCCCCAACUGUGGCUCUCCAGACCCCGAGGCCCCCCAGCCUCCCAGGUGCCCGCCAUGAUGACCCUCAGGUGGCAGUGACCCCGUCACUGUAGAAGACAUUUUCUCCUGCUGAGCAGAAGCAUCAUCCCCCGCAAACUACCUCUUCCCACAACGUCUUUCUCCCCUGGUACCAAAAAGAACCCUGUACCUCCUCCUCCUCCUCUUUCCUGCCAGUGCAGUGGCCUUGGUCUUGGAAACCCAUGAGAGAAGGGCUGGCCCCCAGGGUGGGGCUCUCCUCUCUGCCCCCAGCCCCGCCAUCAGCACCAGCCCUCUGCGAGGUUCGAUACUUGAACGCUCCCCCUGCCCUGUGCCUUGGACCUGGGCAAGGCUGAGAGAAGGUAGCAGCACAACUCACAAUUGGAGCUGGGUGGGCGGUGGUCUUGGCAAGGCUCCGGUCCUCACCCCCCACCCCACCCCAACCUUUUCAAAAGAGGCGUGCAGCCUCUCGGGUGACUUGGAAACUCCUGGACAAAUUCCAUUCUAACUUAUUUUGACGUGUAUACAAACCAACUGUUUAGAAAUUCCACUUGUGCAAAGCCCUACUGUGUUUUUAUGUUCCUGUUUAAAAGAGAAGUUUACUUAGCAAUAAUUAUAAAUAAAUGAAUAUUCUUUA